UCACUGGGUCCCGGCUGGCGGUUCCUGGCCGGCACUCGGUGAUCGUCGGGUAAAGCUGAUAUGGGAGAGACCUGUGUGUAAACAACACAGCAGAGAAAUAAAAAGCAGCAUGUCUCCAUAGUAAAACACACACAGCACAUAAUGUAAAACACAUGCAGUUAACCCUUUGAUCACCCCAGAUGUUAACCCCUUCCUGCCCAGUGUCAUUAGUACAGUGUCAGAGCUUUUUAUUAACACUGAUCACUGUGUUAGUGUCACUGGGGAUGUCAGUGGCAGUUAGUUCCCACCCAGUGUCAGAUAGUCCGCUGCAGUCCCACUAU
This is a messenger RNA of Staurois parvus, 320 nucleotides long. The record is from the annotation of a GenBank genome assembly. Lineage: Eukaryota; Metazoa; Chordata; Amphibia; Anura; Ranidae.